CUCAUUAUCGGCGAGAAGGGGCGAGGCUUGCCGCGCCCGGGGGUCGGCUCGGCCCAGCACAGCUCCCUCAUGCCGCCCACAGUGGCCGUCGUGGGGGGCGGCAUCAGCGGCCUGGCCGCCUGCUACCACUUGGCCCGCGGCGCCCGCCCGCCCAAGGUGCUGCUGCUAGAGGCCGGCGCCCGCCUAGGGGGGUGGCUGCAAAGCACCCGCACCGCCGACGGGGCCGUGUUCGAGCACGGGCCCCGGGGCAUCCGCCCCGGGGGCGUGGUGGGCACCGACACCCUGCACAUGGUCUCUGAGCUCGGCCUGGAGGGUGACGUCCUGCCUGUCCCUGGAGACCACCCGGCUUCUAGGAACCGAUUCCUCUACACCGGCGGAGCCCUGCACAAACUGCCCUCAGGCCUGCAGGGCCUGCUGUGGCCAGUGCCCCCCUUCUCGCGGGCACUACUCUGGAGCGGGGUGCGGGACCUGCUGGCACCAGCCGGGACGGAGCCUGAUGAGAGCGUGUACGCCUUUGUUCAUCGCCGCUUCGGCCAGGAGGUGGCCGACAUUGCUGUGGACAGCCUGUGCCGGGGUGUGUUUGCUGGGGACUGCCGAGCACUGAGCAUCCGCUCCUGUUUCCCCACGCUUUUCAAGGCCGAGCGGCACCGGCGAUCUGUCCUGCUGGGGCUGGCGCUGGGCUCCAGGAAGGAGCGUGGGGCUGAGUCAAGGCUGAGCCAGCGGGCGCGGGCCGAGCACUGGAGCCAGUGGUCACUGCGGGGUGGGAUGGAGAGCCUGGCCGAGGCGCUGGCGGCCUUCCUGCGCCCACGUGGGGUUGAGCUGCACUGCCAUGCACCCCUGCGCCGCCUGCGCUGGCACCCCAGUGGCCACUGGCAGCUCAUCCUGGCAGACAGCACCGUGACAGCUGACCAUGUAGUCAGUGCCCUCCCGGCCGCAGCCCUGGCAGAGGUGCUGCCAGCCGAGGCUGAGCCACUGGCACAGGAGCUGCGGCGCAUCCCAGCUGUGUCUGUGGCUGUGGUGAACCUGCAGUACGAGGGCAUCACAUUGCCUGUCACGGGCUUUGGGCACUUGGUGCCCUCCUCCGAGGAUGCCUCCCUUCUGGGUAUCGUCUACGACUCAGUGGCCUUCCCCCAGCACAACGGCACAGGAGCCACCUCGGUGCGGCUGACGGUGAUGCUGGGAGGUGCCUGGUUCAGACAGAGCUUUGGGGAUCCGGCGGCGGUGGCGCCAGCGCUGCUGCUGCAGCGGGCACAGGCAGCAGUGCGGGAGCAGCUGGGCCUGGAGCCAGCCCCGACCCGCUCCAUUGUUAAGGUGCACCAGGCCUGCAUUCCCCAGUACACACUGGGCCACUGGCAGCGCAUAGGUAAGAGGAAGCUGGGGCACAGGGGGUCCUCCCCUGGACCCCACAGAGGCACCCACCACCCAUCCCCAUCCCUGCAGAGCGCAUCGGCCGCUUCCUGGCAGAGCAGCAGCUGCCCCUCAGCCUCAUUGGGGCCUCCUACACUGGCGUCUCGGUCAACGACUGCAUUGCCAGUGCCAAAGCAGCUGUUGGGCGUCUGCUGGGGCAGCUGCACUGAGCCCCAGCAUCCCUGGGUCCCCUCUGGCGCCAGGCAGUCCCAUGGCCAUAGGACAAAGUGGUUUCUUUUUUAUUGAAAAACCCUUAUAAAGGUCCAGGGAGCAGCUCAUAAAUAGAAUAAAUAACCGUGUGCUGGCA
Messenger RNA from Falco peregrinus (peregrine falcon), 1714 nucleotides. RefSeq names its product protoporphyrinogen oxidase (gene PPOX). Lineage: Eukaryota; Metazoa; Chordata; Aves; Falconiformes; Falconidae. The transcript is spliced from 11 exons. The record is from RefSeq and is a predicted model, not a curated record. Gene Ontology annotation, biological process: heme biosynthetic process. Gene Ontology annotation, cellular component: mitochondrial inner membrane. The coding region runs from base 70 to 1653 and encodes 527 amino acids. Gene Ontology annotation, molecular function: protoporphyrinogen oxidase activity, oxygen as acceptor.